GGCGGAUGUCGGGCUCGCGCUGUGACAACGCGAAGGGUUUGAAUGUGAGAGGCGGCUCCUGUGAACUUCCAGCUUUUGACAACAGGACGUGUGAAUGCUGCCUGUCGGUACCGCCAAGAUGGAGACCCGCAGAAGACGUAGGAAGUCCGCACACUUGGAGAAAAGGAGGAGCACCUUUAAAGAGCCAUGCUGGCUCCAGGAGCCAGACAUUUAUCAAGGACCACUAGAGAAAAGGCUAUGCAGAGAUUGGAGAGACAUCACAGGACAUCCAGAGAACAUGGAGAGGAAAUCGUCGGCAAGAGAUGCGCGGCAGAGGAGGGUACUCGCUCCCUCACAUCAGUUAAAUGUUCGUCCAGGUUGGCAAGAGAACAGUGAAUGGAAGAGGACGGUGUGUCACAGGAGUCCAGGGGCACAAGUUAAAGUAGCAACAGUUAUUAAAACCUCUCUGAAAACCUGUACCUCUCCAAAACCUGCCCCUAGAAAAAGAAGGAAGAUUCACCCCUCUGGAUUUAGGGGCAAAGGUCAGCUGAAACUGACAGUAACACCAGACAAUGAUCUGCUACAUAUUCGGAUUCUAGAAGCUAGGGGUCUGCUGGGACGGGAGUGUAGGCCAUGUGACUCGUAUGUCAAGAUAGCUCUGGUUCCAGAUGUUGACCACAGUAGAAGGCAAAAGACCAGAACUGUCAUCAAUUGCAAGAGUCCUGUCUUUAAUGAGUCCUUUGUUGUAGAUGUGGGUGAGGAGAAGCAAGUGAAAAGACUAUUGGUGACCGCUUGGAAUCGCAGUCGGACCUCUAGCAGGCAGAGUGAGUUCCUGGGCUGUAUGAGUUUUGGUAUUCACUCCCUCAUCACUUCAGCAAAGGAGAUCAGGGGUUGGUAUUAUCUCCUGGGUGAGGAGCUGGGAAGGAACAAACAUCUGCGAGUAGCUACACGUCACAUCAAGCAGUCUGAUGAAGCUGCGCUGACCAAACAUGAUGCUGGACCUGAUAAUUCAUCCCCAGAGAACAUGCAAUCGCUGACCGUUACCAUCUUGCGGGGAAAGGAUGGUUUCGGCUUCACUAUCUGCUCAGACUCACCUGUGCGUGUGCAAGCUGUGGACCCAGGUGGUCCAGCACACCAGGCUGGUUUGCAGCAGUUGGACACAGUCCUUCAGCUGAAUGGCCAACCUGUAGAGCACUGGAAAUGUGUGGACCUGGCACAUGCCAUCAGAAACUGUCGGAACGAGAUCACAGUGGUGGUCUGGAGGACAGUGCCAGUCAUGAAGCCCUAUUAUGAAGGCCUGAUUCACAGGCCCUCAUAUAAAACCUCUGCCUUUGACAGUCUGUCUCCCUCCACCAAGACCCAAAACAAAACACCACCGCUGCUUUCCCGACCUUCCAACCACAAACUAAGCCGACGUAAGAAGGGAAACAGCUCUGAGAGCAGCGGAAAUGGAACCCGGGAGCCGAGAUGGUCAUGGACUGGGAAACGGGAAGAAAAUGACUACAAAACUCGUACGCAGACCCUCAAGGGCACCCGUGUGACAUCAUCAAAUGGUGACAAUUACAUCAUCUUGUCUCCUGUAAAUCCAGGAAACCAGAUAUUGCAACCUGUUUAUCCAGACAGCAAUGGAACACUGGGAACACUUGGGAGAAUUUAUCAGACUCACUCAUCAAGAGGGAUUCAACAGAGCACAGCCUACCUGCAGGACACUGGAGUGGAGGCACAAGCCACAUUACGCAGAUCUCUGAACAGUAAAACAGCUACAAUUCCACCCUCAUCCUAUAGACAGAGCUUUGCCAACUACCAGAACUGCACUCUUGUACAGUCACAUCUUCCCCACUCCAGCUAUGGCACUUACGUCAGCCUUGCCCCCAAGAUCCUCAUCUUCCCUGUAUUUGUCCAGCCAUUGGACCUAUGCAGCCCAGAGAGAACACUAUUGUUAUCUGAAGAGAUGAUUCUUCAUGACAGCACAAACAUAGCACUUAAGGUCACAGUGUUUAUCUACACUGACCUCAUGCUGUUGACUAGAGAGGACGAAUCCAGUCGAUGCAAUGUACUGCAGAGUCCUCUCUACCUCCACCAGAUCCAGCUGCAAGACGUUCCUGCAGAAAAACUACGCCUGUAUGUCUCAUACAGAAUAGAGAGAGCUGAAUGUCUGUUCAGCUUGGAGGCCUUUUCGGCUGAGCAGAAGAGAAGAGUGUACCAGUGUCUGAGAGACAACAUCAACAAGCAGCUCACUAUGGGAGAGAGAAUGGGUCCUGAUCAGGAGAUAAACACGGGAUCAUUAAUGAAGAUGCUGGAGCAAAAGGAUGGCGAUCAGGCUGAUUUGGGAUUGCUGGGCUUCGCAGCACACACUGUUUCAGAACCAUGUUCUCCAUCACAAGGCACCAGCUUACCUCUCGGUGGUCUUACAAGAGCUAGAACCAGUAUUCCCUCUGACUGUGUGUUAUAUCCCAGUGAGUGUGUCCAACCCCCGCCUACACUGGGAGACACCUCUAAAUCUGUACACAUGGAGCCUGCUGCCAUCUGGAAGGAGAGGGUGAAGGAGCCAAAACAAGGUGAACGGGAGCCAGAGUUUGAAAAGAGGGAACAGGGUGAAGGUGAGAGUGCCAGGCCCACUUCAUCUUCCUCCUCGUCACCUCUUAUCAUCCCUAAACUGUGCCUAGAUCGCUCCUUCAAUCCAGAUGCUCUCACUUCACCAUCCACUGAUGAUGAUGAAGACCUCGAGGAGGAGGAGGAAGAAGAGGAUAGUGAUGAAGGCUAUCUAAAGCGGAGGAGCCUGGUGGAGAUGUCACCUGGCAGGGGACAGCAGAGUUCGAGACUGUGUGUGCAGCGCUCAUUGCACCGACGCACACACAGUGAGGGCAGCCUGCUGCAGGAGCCACGCUCACCACGAUUUAUUUCUGACCAGGCCAUACACUGCAUGGAGAACAGCAGAGAAACACAGCAGCGCUGGACUGUCCCCUCACCUCAGACCCUGAGGAAAGAGCUCACAAAGAACAGAGGAUCAGUCCAUCAGAUCUGCCUACUCUUCACUGGUAGAAGGGUCUGUGGGGAGCCAAACUGUAAAUGUCAAAUGGGGAAAAGUGCCAUAAAAAAGAAGAAAUCUAAAAAUCUUGCAAAAGAUAUGAAGGAUCGUCUGACUUUCCUCAGGAAGAAGAACAACAACAGACCCGGAAGCCAUCCUUCCAGCAAGCUUGAGAAAGUCCUUAAAUCAGACAAGCCUUCUCCAGAAGAAGCUCUUAAAUGGGGAGAAUCUUUUGACCUGUUGCUGUCUCACAAAUAUGGACUCGCCGUGUUCCACGCCUUCUUGCAGACGGAGUUCAGUGAGGAGAAUCUGGACUUCUGGCUUGCUUGUGAGGAAUACAGGAAGAUCAAAUCUUUAUCCAAGAUGGCUUCAAGAGCAAAAAAGAUAUUUGAAGUGUAUAUCUCAAUCCAGUCAUCUAAAGAGGUUAAUCUGGACUCUUUCACCAGAGAGCAGACCAAGGAGAACAUGGAGAACAUUGGUGCUGACUGUUUUGACCUAGCUCAAAGACGGAUUUUUGGACUGAUGGAAAAAGACCCAUACCCUCGCUUCCUCAGAUCUGACCUCUACCUGGAUUUAACCCACCAAAAGAGAGUGCUACUGCAGAGCUCUCUUAAAGCUGUUGAUUCUGACUGCUAAGUCUUAACAUCUGUCAGUAGCAUGAGGGAGAUAUGAAGCUUUCCUUAUCAAAUGGAUGUCAAGCAGUAAACAGUGUUUGUUGUUCAGACUUUCUAGCCUGUGUAUGGCACAGUGUGUGUUUGUUUCUCGUGCUGAUAUAAACCCAGUAUGUACCACUGAGGUGUAUUUUGAUUAUAUGCUGACCCCUGUUGGAUGAUGCUGGUAAAAAUGAUGACACAUGGACUUAAAAUGAAAAUGAAAUGUUGAUCUCUAUGGCUGUAUUACAAGCAUCCAAGAGGGUGAAAAGCAUGUUGGAUAAUGAAGCAAAGAAGAAGCUUGGUACUGUUUUGUUGCAAUUUUCAUUAAUCAGUUUUUCAAAAUGACCUAGACACAGAUGGGUGACAAAUGAAGGAAAAAAACAGUCUCUGUCAUGCUGUAGUGGUAUUUUGCUGAUCACCUUUAAUUAUCUUGAAACUUUUCUGUCCUGAUUGGAGUGGUCCUUUAUCCUAUGGCAUAUCACACUAAACAGAUCUUAACCCAGUUGAACAACUUUGGGGAAACACCAAAACACCAACUAAGGCAAUAGCUUUUGGAAAAAAUUAUAUUAACCCCUCCAGCAAAUUAAUUUGAUGAAUUAAUAACUUGAGUUAUUCUGGUGGCCUGUGUUGGGCUAACACAAGUGCCUUUCUAAGAUGCUUUAUUUUGUUUUUUAUCCUUUUUAAUUUGUCACCUGCCUGUACAUCAGAGAGUUUAAACAGAAUCAUAAUCACAUGAUUUCAGUGAUUACAACAGCUGGUUGUUGCAUGUAUGAGAUUUCAGUACAUAAAUAUGAGCUUUGAUAGCAUAGAUUUAAACCUGAGCUUACAAUUCUGUAGGAUUUAUAACAGGUCAGAUGGACUUUGUUAAAUUUCAUACUAAUCGAGUUGUUAAGGGAAGCAAAAACAGGUAAAAGCAGCUUGCUCCUGGCUUAUAAUAUUUCAUGACAAAUGAUUUGUGUAUUCCAGCAGGUUUGAAAUAACAGAUACUGAAGUUUUUCCAUUUGAUGAUUACAAAAGCUUCUUAAGAGCUUUGACCUUAUAUCCAGUGAAGCUAUAAUAAAAAAUAAAUAAAUAAAUCAUGUAACCAGCCAUCUUAGUGGCUUUUUAUGUAGAAAAAAGGAAAGAAAACAAAUGUCACAAGUUCAUGGUAUGUUUAUUAAUUUUGUCAGUAGAUCAGAUUUGUAAACAUUAAAUCUGAUCCAUUGCCAAUGCAGCAUUUCAUACAAGUAUCAGUCUGAAUCAGACACACAAAUUGUGAAUACAUGAUUAGGUAACACAUUUUCAGCACUGUAGGAUUCAUUCCAUGUCUACCUGUUUUCAUUUAAAAGUGCAAUACAUGAGCUCUCCCCACCAGCUGACCUCACAACUGAUAAAUAAAUGGGCACUAAAUAAAUGUUAUGUUCCCAGUGGAUAAAGGUGAUUAUAAGGAGACACGUGAUUUAGUCAUGGUAAAACCUUUUGUUUUGUAAUGUUUCUGCUUCCUGUUUGUAGAGAGGUCUGAUAUUAUUUAAGUAUACAUCUGAGAUGUUAAACAAUAAUAAAACCUCAUAUAUUGUCCCCGUCCCCCCCUUACUCUUUCUCUAGUUGCUAUGGAGUAACUAAGCAUAGAGCAUAUAUUUAGUGCAAACAGAAGUGAUCAAUUCCAUGUUCAUUUAGGGGACAGCGUUUUAACGUUUUAGACUUCUGGGAGAUCUGAGUUAUGUUAAAUUCCUUUUUUUAAUUCAAACUUCUUGCUAUAAAUAUGAUCUUUACUAUAUUUAUUUGUGCACUCACCAUUCACUUACAUGUGCCUGUGAGUGCUUUAAAUUGAGUUUAAUAAAGCUACAUAACUUUACAAAGUUCCUUUGCAUUGUAAAAGUAUUUUACUGGAUCAGGGACAUUUCAUCAAUAAUUUCAUUUUAGUAAGACUUCUUUUUGUUGUCUAUUAAUUAAUGCACUUCAUUUGUCAUACCAUUAGUGGACAGCAGAUGUUUGGCUAAGUGUUAGUCACAUAAGGAAAUAAAAAAUAUUUAUGUGCUAUCACA
Molecule: messenger RNA, 5684 nt
Organism: Tachysurus fulvidraco (yellow catfish)
Lineage: Eukaryota; Metazoa; Chordata; Actinopteri; Siluriformes; Bagridae
Product: regulator of G-protein signaling 3-like
Exons: 26
Coding region: 95-3643 (1182 amino acids)
Biological process (GO): signal transduction
Cellular component (GO): plasma membrane; nucleus
Molecular function (GO): protein binding
Source: RefSeq, a predicted model, not a curated record